Molecule: messenger RNA, 2725 nt
Organism: Linum trigynum
Lineage: Eukaryota; Viridiplantae; Streptophyta; Magnoliopsida; Malpighiales; Linaceae
Source: the annotation of a GenBank genome assembly
AAUUUUUGUAUCUCGUGAUGUCACAUUUUAUGAGCAUAUUUUUCCUUUUGCUUCUCCCCAUCUUACUGCUCCCUCUCCCCUUUCCACUACUCCCACUGAUCUUUCUACCAUCAUUUCUUUUGACACACCCCUUCACUUACACACUAGUACCUCUUCCCCUCCACCUACUGUUGACAUCAUUCCCCAACCAUCACCCACCCUUACCCCUUCACCAGCAGACCCUCCCACAACAGAUCUACAACCAGCACAACCACAGCCACGCAGAUCCACUAGACAAAGUCGUCCUCCAUCAUACCUAUCCAAUUAUCACCAUAAUCUCAAAACCACUGCCAAUGCUUGCCACUUCAAUCCUGAAACAGACUGUAAGUAUCCCUUACAAUCUGUGCUCUCCUAUUCUGACUUAUCACCCACAUAUAUACAUUUUGCCUUAGCCAUCAUGCAAAUUAAGGAACCUAAAACUUAUAAGGAAGCCAUCAACAAUCCAGAAUGGGUUAAGGCUGUACUCCUAGAACUUAAAGCUCUUAUAGAUACCAAAACCUGGAAACUAGUCGACUUACCUCCUGGUAAGAUCCCAAUUGGCUGCAAAUGGGUAUUUAAAGUUAAAUACAAGUCUGAUGGAUCCAUAGAACGUUUUAAAGCUAGGUUAGUUGCCAAAGGUUAUACUCAAACCUAUGGCAUAGACUAUUUUGAUACAUUCAGUCCUGUAGCUAAGAUAACUACAAUAAGGGUUUUGCUUAGUUUAGCUGCUGUCAACAACUGGUACCUUCACCAAUUAGAUGUUAACACAGCUUUCCUACAUGGUGACCUCGAUGAAGAGGUUUACAUGGUUCUCCCCCCUGGACUCUCUACUGACCCUGCUGAUGCAAACAAGGUUUGCAAAUUAACUAAGAGUCUAUAUGGCCUGAAACAAGCCAGUAGACAGUGGUUUCUCAAGCUGACAUCAACUCUGAUUUCACUUGGUUACACACAGUCUAAGUCUGACCAUUCUUUGUUUAUUAAAAACAAAUCUGCUUCCUACACUGCUUUACUUGUUUACGUGGAUGACAUUGUCUUAACUGGAAAUGAUAUGUCUGAGAUUAAUAGAGUCAAAGAGCAUUUGGACAAAACUUUCACCAUAAAAGACCUAGGACAGCUUAAAUACUUUCUUGGAAUGGAAAUAGCUAGAUCUUCUGCAGGUAUACAUAUGAACCAGAGAAAAUAUGCUCUGGAAUUGCUGGAAGAUCAGGGUAUGCUCGCCUCCAAACCAGCCAAAUCUCCUCUCGAUCCAGGUCUUCAACUAUCCAACACAGCAGGUGCUCUUCUUCCUGAGGAUGAAGCCACCAGCUACAGAACUCUUGUUGGACGUUUGCAGUAUCUCUGCAACACUCGUCCGGACUUGCAAUUCGCUGUGAAUUACCUGGCACAAUUUGUCUCCAGCCCACGCACACCACAUCAGCAAGCAAUCCCCCAAGUUCUUCGUUAUAUAAAGGCAGCACCAGCUCAAGGAAUUCUCUUCUCUGCCGAGUCAUCCUUGGAUCUCCAUGCCUAUACUGAUGCUGACUGGGCAGGGUGUCUUGACACCAGAAGAUCAACAUCAGGCUAUUGUGUUUUCCUCGGCAAAUCUCUGGUUUCCUGGGCUGCUCAGAAGCAGCAAGUGGUUUCACGCUCCUCAGCUGAAGCUGAGUACCGAGCCCUGGCAGACACGACUUGUGAACUGCAAUGGUUGUCUUCCAUGCUCACAGAACUCCACCAGACUAUUCAGUUCCCAUUGCAGGUUCAUUGUGAUAGCAAAUCUGCUAUUCACAUGGCGUCCAAUCCUGUCCAACACAAGCGCACAAAGCACAUAGAACUGGACUGCCACCUUGUCCGUGAUCAAGUACAGAGAGGGUUCCUCCAUGUCACAUACAUCCCAACAGCACAGCAACUUGCCGACCCAUUCACCAAAGCUGUUGGAGUCUCCACCUUUCAGGAGCUUAUAACCAAGCUGCCCAUUCACUCUAUAAAUGGUCAGCUUGCGGGGGGGUGUUGAGGGAAACGGUAACGUUUCCGUGUAGAUAGGUUAGAUAGGUUAUUGGUUCAUGGUUGAACCGGUCAGGUAGGUUAGGAGUUAACCAGUGUAUAGAUUAGUUGAGUUGUAAGAGUCAUAUAUAAAGGGAAAGAAUCCCUACUGUACAAACACGAUUUCCAGAUUUAUUGAUUCAAUCUGUUGAGAAUUUGACAUACAGCCCGAAAACAGGAAAAUAGAAACGCAAAAGAAGCGGAGAAACUUGAAUAUACGAAAGCGGUGAGAACGAACUGGGAAACUGCCUCCGUUGUACAGAGUCUUGAUUGGUUAACCAGCAUAUAUGUGGACGCCGAUGGCGAUGAGGAAGAUGGUUAUUAGGCCGAAGUAGAUGAUGGCGUGGACACAAAUGGAAGCGCCGCUGGUCUGCAUGUUGCCGAACUCCACCACUCUGUUCCUCCCAGGGAUCUGAAUCAGCAGGCCUGGAGUCAGCAGCACGAACAGCACCACCGCCACUAUCACUGGGCCCCAGUCCGCCAUAUAUAGAUUCGAAUAGCCUUUCCUUUCCGCUUCGAUUUGGGGUAGAGGGAUGAUUUUCUAGAGGAGAAAGAAGAGCCUACGGUUGGUAAAAGAGAAUCAGAUCUGGUGUAAAGGUUGGGGGCAACUGAAGAAAAGUGAAGUGUGGGGUUUAACGGAACAAGGAAGAAAACUAGAAAAGGGUCAGAAUUAAGAAGUGGGAAAAUG